Molecule: messenger RNA, 3385 nt
Organism: Humulus lupulus (European hop)
Lineage: Eukaryota; Viridiplantae; Streptophyta; Magnoliopsida; Rosales; Cannabaceae
Exons: 2
Coding region: 116-2890 (924 amino acids)
Source: RefSeq, a predicted model, not a curated record
AAAUAAAGCAUAUUCUACAUAAUCUCAACCUCACCGGAUUUCAAAUCUACAAAGUCUCCCGCCUCUCUCUCUCUCAUGAAGUUACAGCCAUAUUUGGGAUUUUCUGAAGCGUCAUAUGUUUAGAAGAACAAACAUGGAGGAAGCCUAUAGUGAUUUAGAUUCGGUCAAAGAUGAGCUAAAGAAAGUUCAGGCUGAAUGCAAAACUAAGACAGAGCUCUCUGAGUGCUUGAAGAAAGCCCACAGUGAGCAAUUACUCAAAUUUGAAGAAGCUAAACAGUUGAUCGAAAAACAGUCUCAAGAACUAAAGGACAAGUAUGAAGAAGUUGCGGAAGCUAGCGAACUUUCUAAGAAGCUUGAAUCUUGUUUGCAUGAAAAAGAUUUGUCAUUAAGGCAUUUGUGUUCUAUGAAUGAGAAAGCCAAAGAUGUUUUUGAGCAGAAGUUGAGAAUUUUAGAAAGAAAAAAUAUAGAUUUGGUAUCUUCUUUAGAUGAAAUGACUACGAGAAACAAAGAACUAGAGCAGGAUGUGUAUGCGACUACAAACCAGAUUGAGGGCUUUAAAAAGCUUUUGUUGUCUACAGAGAAGAAGUGUACAGAAGCUCAGCAAAUGGCUAAAGAAGGGGAAGGUUUGAGGGAUAUAGAUGAGAUGCUGAUUAAACUGGAGGAGGAAAAUAAUAGUGUUCAGGAUCAGUUGAAGUGGAAGCAGGAGCAAUUUAAACAUCUUGAAGAAGCUCACAAAAGGCUCCAAGAUGAGUUUGAUAUGAGCAAAGAGAAUUGGAAGAGGGAAAAAUUGGCAUUAAUGGAAGAAACUUCGACAUUGCAGACAAGCUUGGAUUGCCAAACUAUAACUCUGGAAGGUCUACAAACACGUUUGGAGAUGUGCAACCACUCUUUAGCUCGUGAAGAAAGCAAGAGGAAAUUCCUGGAGGUUCAGGUGUCUGAUUUUGAAUUGCGAUUUGAGAAUGCCAUUGUCCAGUUCCAAGAAGAAAAUUCACAGAUACAAAGACUGACUGUUCAAAGAAAUGAAGAGAUUGCAAUGUUACAAACCACGCUGGCAAUAAAGGAGACAUUAGCCAAGGAAGUGGAAUUUAAGACUGUACACCUUGAGCAAGAGAAUAAGGAACUCAUCGAAUCUCUAAAAGAACUUCAGGAGGCUCAAAUCAGAAAUGCUGGGACCACUACUUCUGCAAAAAUGCAUAACAAGCUUAGACACUUGGAAAAUGCACACAUCAGCUGUUCUGAAAAAUUGACAGCAAAAGAGCUUGAAUGUCUUUCAGAAAUAGAAAAGAUUAAAGGAAAUGUGAUUAGUUUUAAUUCUGAAUUGAAGGAUAAAGAUGAACAAAUAAAGAAGCUUCAGAUGGAGCUGGAAAGUUGCUGUUCUACAAUUCAGGUGUUAAAUGAAGAGAUUACAAUAACAUUAGCAUUCUUUAAAUCAGAAAUUUCAGAGGCAUACUCCAAAACAUAUGAUAUGAAAGAUGAAAUGAAGCUGUUUAACAAAAAGAAGGAAGAAAAUGUUCCAUUACUUACAGCUCAGUUGGAGAUGAGUUGCAGUGCUCUAGAUGUUGUUCGUCUUGAAUUUGAGGAAGAACAAAAAAAAGUAGAAAGUUUAGCAGAGAGGGUGGAUUCACUGGAACCUAUGAAACAACCACCAUUUCUUAAAGAUGAGGAGCUUCAAAGACACAAAAAAAUUCUUGAAGAAUAUUCUGUGUCCCAACUUCACUUGAAAAAUCACUGUUUUCAGAUGGAAAGUUGCCUCAACAAUGAACUGCCAAAUCAUUGUGAGGUACUAGAAAAGGAAAAUGCUGAGCCAAGUGCGGAGAUUAAUGAAGUAACUCAGUUAGAAGCUUUUGGAGAAGAUGAAGAAGUCUAUAGACAAAUGAAGAAUUGCCUUCUUGUACAAGAUGAAAUGACAGAAAUUUUUAAGAAAGAGAGUGAGAGGCUUACCCAAAUAUUCAAAGAGAAAGACAUGAAAAUUAAAGAUCUCCAGCAGCAGGUUGAAUUACUGGAAACCAAACUAGCAGCUCAAGCAGAAGAAAUGGCGGCCUGCCUACAAGAUAACGAGAAUCAAGCCCGAACUGCAAAAGAAGAAAAUAUUGCCAAUCUGCUAAGAGAUAUUGACAUGCUAAAGCAAGAGUCUAGAAGAAGAGAAUUAGAAGCUGCAACCCUUGCACAGUUGGAUGCAGAGAGAAUUUUUACGGAAGAAAAAGAAAUGCUUUUAAAGGUUUCUAAUGAGAAAGACGAUAUCAUAGAAAAUCUCAAGUUAUUGGCAGCAUCACUGGAGCAACACUUCACAAAUUUAGCUGUGUCCUUUUUUUCAGAAGUCAUAGAAAAGCAGGUAAAGAUUGAUGUGCUUACUGAAGCAUUAGCGAAGAAGAGUGUCACAGCUAUUGACACUGAAGACAAGGAUGAGUUAAUUAGUCAUUUGGAAAAAGAACUAUGCAGUCCGAGUGAGAAACUGGCACAUCAGGAGGAUGAAACUGAGCAACUUAAAGCAUUAAUUAUAUCGAACAAACUGGAAACAGAGAGCUUGAUGGAUAAACAGAGGAGUAUGGAACAGUUAUGCAAACAGCUUGAGCUUGAUAGAGAAGUUCUCCUUCAAGACAUCAUGAAGCUAUCAAUUGAAAAGGAAAACUUGUUGGGUUAUGCUCAAAAAAUUUGUGACAGUAUUGGUCAGCUUUCCAGUGAGGAUGUAGAAAUGAUGAAAGUCUUGGGGAAAAUGUUGCCAAGGUCAAAUGAAGAGAUUCCAACAGAAAUGUAUUUGAUGGUGCCCGAUGAGCUUUGCUAUUCUACUGGAGAGAAUGCUAUUACUUCUUUUUCAGCAACAACAAAGAAACUUGAAUCAAGUAGCAAUGAGAGAUCACCACUCAUGGAGGUCAACCAGAGGCAGAUAUAAGAAAUAACACUGAAUCCUAAGCAAUUUGGAAACUUGUGUUUGGGCAACCUUUUAGUCUGUUGGACAGUAAUACCUGCUAGCGUUUGGAAAGAGAUGGGUCACAAUAUUACCUUUUUGGAUUGUUAUAUAUUCUUGUUUAAUGGAUACUCUACGAGGUUCUGAUUAUACCUUUUGGGUUGGUCUGUGUAUCAAUAAACUCUAAGCUGCUUGGCUAACCGCGCGGAAAUGGAAAAUCUCGAAAUAGGGCUGUUUCCACGCAUGUUCUUGAAAAGGAUCAAAUGGCAGUUUCAUUAGUUUUAAAUGUUUGUAGUGUAAAUUUAAAUAAAAAAUGCUUGUUGUGUACAUUGUGUCGGCUAAAUGACUAUUGUAAUUUACUGGAUUCAACCUUCAACUUUUGUAAUUCAGUCCUAUGUUCUCUGGUCUUUCAGUCCUAUGUUCUUUUGGUCUGCUAAACAAUUGUAAUUUACUGGCUUCAACAAUUGUAAUUUAGUCCUA